Messenger RNA from Brassica oleracea var. oleracea, 1954 nucleotides. RefSeq lists its product as uncharacterized. Lineage: Eukaryota; Viridiplantae; Streptophyta; Magnoliopsida; Brassicales; Brassicaceae. The record is from RefSeq and is a predicted model, not a curated record. Gene Ontology annotation, molecular function: acetylglucosaminyltransferase activity. Bases 234 to 1730 code for a protein of 498 amino acids. The transcript is spliced from 3 exons.
UUCUUGAGUUUCUACUUGUAUUCUCUCAACCUCAGCACUCUUUCUCUCUCUACCUUGAGAGACACCAAAAAAACUCACAAACUUUUUUCUUGAGCUUUUCCUCGUAUGGUAUCUAAAUCUUAUUUCCAUUAAAACAAUUUAUUACAGGGAGAAAACCAAAACCCACUUUUGUCGGUUCGUUCUCCUCAAUAGUUUCUCGACUUUUUGUCAUUCUUUUUCAAGAAAAAGAUUGAAUGAAAGGAAACCAAAAAGACUCGUCGGGUGUAUCCAUGUACCGACCGGGUGGAAAACUAAUGAUCUGGCUCAUCCUCUUCACCUCCGUCACUUACAUCAUCUACACUCUCAAAAUCGUCUCCACUUCACGCGCUUGCCAAUAUCUUACCUUCUCCGAGACCAUUCUCCAACAAAGGCCACAGAAAAAGGCGACUACGACUGCGUCUGCGGCUGAGGCGGUUGCAGGGGAGCACGAAGCGACGGAUCUAAACCACGUGGUGUUCGGUAUCGCCGCGUCGUCGAAGCUGUGGAAAAAGAGGAAAGAGUAUAUCAAGAUUUGGUACAAACCCAAGAAGAUGAGAGGCUACGUGUGGUUAGACAAGGAGGUAACCGACGCCGGAGAUCAAGAAAACCUCCCGCCGAUUAGAAUCUCGGGCGACACGUCGUCGUUUCCUUACGCCAACAAGAAAGGAAGCAGAUCGGCCAUACGGCUCUCGAGGAUCGUCUCCGAGACGCUGAAGCACCUUGACUCUGAUUCGAGGGAGAGCGUGAGGUGGUUCGUGAUGGGCGAUGACGACACGGUCUUCGUCACCGAUAAUCUGAUUAGGGUUCUGAGGAAGUACGACCACGGGCAGAUGUAUUACAUUGGGAGCUUGUCGGAAUCUCAUUUGCAGAACAUUUUCUUUUCUUAUGGAAUGGCUUACGGUGGAGGCGGUUUCGCUAUUAGCUAUCCGUUGGCUGUGGCUUUGAGCAAGAUUCAAGAUCGGUGUAUACAGAGGUAUCCGGCUUUGUACGGUUCCGAUGAUCGUAUACAAGCUUGUAUGGCUGAGCUUGGAGUUCCAUUGACCAAGGAGCAAGGUUUUCAUCAAUACGACGUUUAUGGAAACUUAUUCGGCCUCCUCGCUGCCCACCCGGUAACGCCGUUCGUAUCAAUGCACCAUCUCGACGUGGUGGAACCCAUCUUCCCAAACAUGACCCGCGUUCGUUCCAUCAAGAAACUAACCACACCGAUGAAGCUCGACUCGGCCGGACUACUCCAGCAAUCAAUAUGCUACGACAAGUACAAGAGCUGGACGGUUUCAGUGUCAUGGGGAUACGCGAUCCAGGUGUUUCGCGGAUCGUUCUCUCCGCGAGAAAUGGAAAUGCCUUCUAGAACUUUCUUGAAUUGGUACAAAAAAGCAGAUUACACCGCCUAUGCAUUCAAUACAAGGCCAGUGAGUCGCAAUCCAUGCCAAAAACCGUUCGUUUUCUACAUGUCGGGUGCGAAAUUUGACAAGCAAUUGAACACUACGGUUAGUGAAUACACGAGGCAUAGGGUUCCGCAUCCGGCUUGUCGGUGGGAGAUGACUAACCCGGGGGGGAUCAACACUAUAGUAGUCUACAAAAGACCGGACCCUCACCUAUGGGACAGGUCACCGAGAAGGAAUUGUUGCAGGGUAUUACAAACAAAGAGGAAUAAUACAUUAUGGAUCAAUGUUUGUGUAUGUAGAGCAGGUGAAGUUACUGAAGUCAAGUAGAUUCCAGUUUUUUAAUAAGAUAAAAUUUGGAAGAGAAACAAUCAGAGGCUUUUAGUUAGGCUUUCCACUCUUAUAGUUUUGCUUUUUAUGAGAGAGACCUCUAUAACAAUUUCUUGUUAUUAUUACAUCUUUCUUUAGCCAUGACAAAAGAAUUGUUGUAAGUGAUUUAGAUAUAAUAUGAUUUACCCAGCAGUUAUAUGAAGGAUUAUAUAUAAUAUGAUUUA